AUGUCGUCGUCUUCCAGCUCCAAGCAGCCGUCGGAUGGCCAGUCCAAGGACAAGGCCAACAAGGACGCAAUCGAGAGGCCUCCGCUCGUCUACCUCACCAACAAAUGGAUCCAGGAGCUCACACAACGCAUUCGCGCCCGACCCAUCCCAUGGGAGGGCUAUCACCGCGCUGAUCUGUUGAGCGGCGAAGAGCUCAAAAUGAUCAAGAGCGUCGAUGCCAUCGUCAUCGGUCAGGACCGCUCCAAGCUCAAUCCUCUCUUGGAUGAGCAUGGCUCCGACUAUGUGUCUCUCUACCUCCGCCUGCUUUCCAAACUCAGCCGCACCGAUACCCUUCAGCAGAUCCUCGUCCUUAUCGACGACAUGCUUUCCGAUCGCGACGACCGACUCGAGCUCUUCCUUUCGCUCGACGGACAAGAGGAGCAGGACGGCAUCGGUUUCCCAUGGAAGCCGUUCGUCAAGCUUCUCGAUGUUCCCGACGACUUUGUGCAGAUGAAGUCGGCCCAAUUCCUCACUUUGCUUCUCGUCUUUUCGGCCACACACUCGGAUCAGCCGAGCCCGCCUGCGUCUGUCCUGCCGCGCCUGCUUACCUUCCUGUCCUCCCUGUUGCGCGGUGCCAGCACGAAACCCAGUACAAACGGAUCUGGGAGACCCCAGACCGGCGCUAACGCAUCUCCUGCGUCACGACGAACGUCGCCGGACUUUGCCGAGGGCAAUGGACCCGAGAUCGCACUCGUGCUGCUCGAGGCUCUCCUGCGCACCCAGAAAUACCGCCAAGAAGCUUGGGAGCACGCCGUUGCCAAGAUGGGUCAGGUUCCGCCGUCGUCGUCUGGCAAAGCCAAGGCUUCGAACGACGAUGAGGAUGACGACAAUGCGAAACAGCAGCAACCGGACGAGGCUGUCGACCACGGCUUCCUUGCCGAGCUGGCACACAUCCUGCGUCUCGGCAACGCUCCUGCCGGCGGGUCGAGCUUCAACUCGAGCGCCACCUCGCCGAGCGGCUCCGGAUCAGCAACCCCUUCCCGCCAGACCACCAGCAGCGGAGCGAGCACGCUCGUCGUCGGCGCCAACACGGGCGCCAACUCCACGCGUGCCGGAACACAGCUCAUCUACCAAGUCGUGCUCUGCUUCUGGCUGCUCAGCUUCAACAAGGACAUCGCAGCCGAGCUCAACGUCAAGAUCGGACUCGUCCCUCUGCUCGUCGAUGUUGCACGCAACGCCGUCAAGGAGAAGGUGACGCGUGUCACCGUCGCCACGUUCCGCAACCUGCUCGCCAAGGCACCGGACGUCAAUGCACCCGUCAUGCUCGGCAGCAAGGCGCUCACGCUGACCGAGAACCUGCUCUCCCGCAAGUGGUCCGACGAGGAGAUCGAGGAGGACCUCGAGUACAUCAAGUCGGAGCUCUCGGAGCGCCUCAAGUUCAUGACCACGUGGGACGAGUAUCUGUCCGAGCUGCAAUCCGGUUCGCUGACGUUCGAGAGUCCCGUUCACGAGCUGGAUGACUUCUGGAAGGAGAACGCGCCCAAGUUCGUAGAGGAGGAUGGGAAAGUGCUGAAGCAGCUGGUCAAGAUUCUCAAGGAGUCGGAGGACAGUACAACGUUGGCGGUGGCGUGUUCGGAUGUGGGCAAGUUUGUGCACUUCUUCGAGCAGGGUAAGAAGAGGGUAAGUGAUCUAGGUGCCAAGGCGAGGAUCAUGGAGUUGAUGACGCAUCAAGAUGCAGAGGUCAAGUAUCAUGCGCUGCAUACUGUGGCCAAGUUGAUUUCUGCUAGUUGGAGGUGA
Messenger RNA from Pseudozyma hubeiensis SY62, 1776 nucleotides. RefSeq lists its product as hypothetical. Gene Ontology annotation, cellular component: fungal-type vacuole membrane; vacuolar proton-transporting V-type ATPase, V1 domain. Lineage: Eukaryota; Fungi; Basidiomycota; Ustilaginomycetes; Ustilaginales; Ustilaginaceae. Gene Ontology annotation, biological process: proton transmembrane transport. The record is from RefSeq and is a predicted model, not a curated record. The coding region runs from base 1 to 1776 and encodes 591 amino acids. The transcript has a single exon. Gene Ontology annotation, molecular function: proton-transporting ATPase activity, rotational mechanism.